GACCAAGCGGAGGAUGAUGUUCGGGAUCUAUGACGAUGAUUCAUGACUAUAUACGAAGGGACACCCGCCCUUUUUGUUGUGCUACUUCUUUCUCUUCUGCCAUUUCACCCUUCUGCCUCCUAUGGCCGCCUAGCUCCCAUUAGUACCAUUUAUAUCACUAUCACGCAUCAUGGUCUUCGGGUGCAAAUCCGUGCCCUUCGAUCCGGAGAAGGACAUCCCGCCGCUCAACGGCAAAGUAAUUCUUGUGACGGGCGGCAACAUUGGCCUGGGCAAGCAAUGCGUGUUAGAAUAUGCCCGCCACCAACCGGCACUGAUCUGGCUGGCAGCCCGCAACGUCGACAAGGCCCAAGCCGCGGUCGAUGAGAUCCGGCAGCAAGUGCCCAACACACCCCCGAUCAAGGUGCUGUCGAUGGACCUUUCAUCCCUAGACUCGGUAGUACAGGCCGCCCGCACGGUGAUAACCGAGUCCGACUGCCUAGACAUCCUGAUGCUCAAUGCGGGGGUCAUGGCUGCCCCGCCGGGCCUGACCCAGAACGGCUACGAGCUGCAGUUCGGCACCAACUACCUCGGCCAUGCACUGCUGGUCAAGCUCCUGCUGCCGCUGCUGGAGCGGACCGUCGGGUCUGAUAGAGACACCAGCGGCCCCCCGCAGGAUGUACGUAUCGUCGCGGUCUCGUCGCACGCCCUCAUUUAUGCCCCCAAAGAAGGCAUGCUCUUCGACUUGCUGCGCAAACCCGCCGACGACCUCGGCGCGUUCGGCCGCUAUGGACAAAGCAAGUUGGCCAUGGUCCUCUGGACGCGUCAUCUGGCUCGCAAAUACCCGCAAUUUACCUGUGUGUCCAUUCAUCCGGGUAUCGUGCGCACCAAUCUCGUGAACAACGCCACGGGCUCACCGCCCGUUGUCCGGCUACUGGGAAAGGUGGCCAGAUGGGGCUUUACCUCAGUUGACCAGGGAGCGCACAAUCAGCUCUGGGCGUCAGUAUCUAAGGACGUCCAGAGCGGCGAAUAUUACGAGCCCGUGGGGAUUGCGGGGGCCGUCUCGCCGUUAGGAGAGGAUGAUGCCCUGGCGCAGAAGAUCUGGGAUUGGACGGAAAAGGAACUUGAGAGAUAUGUGGUGUAGUGAGCGAACAGAAUGCAUUGUAAUUUUCCAUGCUAGAUAACGUACGUAACCCACGGCUGAGCUGUGCACUUCUGCACUCCAUAUAAAAUGGCAC
Molecule: messenger RNA, 1214 nt
Organism: Aspergillus ruber CBS 135680
Lineage: Eukaryota; Fungi; Ascomycota; Eurotiomycetes; Eurotiales; Aspergillaceae
Product: NAD(P)-binding protein
Exons: 1
Coding region: 170-1120 (316 amino acids)
Molecular function (GO): oxidoreductase activity
Source: RefSeq, a predicted model, not a curated record